AUGGCUGCCCGACAAACGAGACACGACGGCCGCGAUAACGACGAGCUCCGGCCAGUAACGAUAAAGUAUGAGGGACUGGACAGGGUAGAUGGCUCGGCUAAGUUUGGUUUCGGUCAAACACAGGCUUUGGCAUCUCUGUCGGGACCUAUCGAAAUCCGGCCAAACCUCGAAUUGCCCUCACAAGCGACACUCGAAAUUCACAUUCGACCUCUCGCUUCCGUGCCUGGUACGGACUCGAGAGCACUCGCCGCGACGCUCAAAGCGGUGCUCAGCCCGUCCCUCCUCCUCUCGCACCAUCCACGAACUCUUGUCCAGAUUGUUGGACAGGCUUUAUGCGGAAGUGACUCAGGUAGCGGUCUGGGAAGCACUGGGCGAGGGUGGAACGCGAGUCUCGUCGCGAGUCUGGUCAACGCUUGCAGCGCCUCGCUCAUUAAUGCGGGCUCGGUGCCCAUAAAGGGCGUCGUCUGCGCUGCCUCUGUUGGACGCAUACCAGACCUCAACGACUCUGGAUCCUAUGUCUUGGUCCUCGACCCGUCAGAAGCUGAGCUUGCGUCCCUGGAAGGCGGAGGUUGCUUCGUCUUCAUGUUUGCAUCCACCCUUCCGCCAUCACCAGACGACGAUCAAGAUACGCCCCAUACUUCCCUGCUCUGGACCAACUAUACGGCAACUUCUGGAGUUAUCGACGAUGCCGAGUUUAUGGAGGCCAAAAACCUGGCGCUCGAGGGUGCGCAAGAGAUCUGGGCGUUGUUCAAAGGUAGCAUCAAGCCUAGUCACUCAACCUCUGGUGAGAUUGUCAACGAGCGGGAGCUGCAAGCGAGGGAGGACCAACAACCACCAAGCGCUGGAAUGGACGAUAGUACGAUGGAAAUAUAG
Messenger RNA from Phanerochaete carnosa HHB-10118-sp, 873 nucleotides. RefSeq lists its product as uncharacterized. The coding region runs from base 1 to 873 and encodes 290 amino acids. The transcript is spliced from 2 exons. Lineage: Eukaryota; Fungi; Basidiomycota; Agaricomycetes; Polyporales; Phanerochaetaceae. The record is from RefSeq and is a predicted model, not a curated record. Gene Ontology annotation, biological process: U4 snRNA 3'-end processing; poly(A)-dependent snoRNA 3'-end processing; rRNA catabolic process. Gene Ontology annotation, cellular component: nucleolus; cytoplasmic exosome (RNase complex); nuclear exosome (RNase complex).